AAUUCAAAUUUGCAUAUUCAUGAAGUAGGCGGGGCCUGGAGCGGGACUAUAUAAGCCGCCGCCCCGCCAUCCGCCGCGUUCGUCGCGCUGAGGCUUUGAAGUGCAGGGUGGUGUUCGCGGUCCCGCACACCGGUCACGAUGGCAUCAGAUGAAGGCAAGCUGUUCGUCGGAGGGCUGAGCUUUGACACCAACGAGCAGUCGCUGGAGCAGGUUUUCUCCAAGUACGGGCAGAUCUCUGAAGUGGUGGUGGUGAAAGACAGAGAAACCCAGAGGUCCAGAGGCUUCGGCUUUGUGACGUUUGAAAACAUAGAUGAUGCAAAGGAUGCAAUGAUGGCCAUGAAUGGGAAGUCUGUAGAUGGCCGUCAGAUCAGAGUCGAUCAAGCUGGAAAAUCAUCAGAGAACAGAUCCCGAGGCUACAGAGGGGGAUCCACCGGGGGCAGGGGCUUCUUCCGUGGGGGCAGAGGUCGGGGCCGUGGCUUCUCCAGAGGAGGUGGAGACAGAGGCUACGGUGGGAGCAGAUUUGACUCCAGAAGUGGAGGAUAUAAUGGCUCCAGAGACUACUAUAAUAGCAGCAGGAGUCAAGGUGGCUAUGGAGACAGGUCUUCAGGAGGCUCCUACAGAGACAGCUACGACAGUUACGGUAAGUCCUGGUUCAAAUGGGAGCCAUGCGUACGUUGCUGUAGGAACUCUCUAAACCUUCUGACCCUGUUGUGAUGUCUGGAAAUGCUCUGAGGUUCAGCUUUGGCCUGUGCCCCCCCUCCCCUUCCCCCCUUUUUCUUUUCCUUGGCCAUAAGAACCAAUCUUGUCAGGCUUUUGGAGAUGGCGGUUGUGCCGUUUUAUAAUGUCUUUUUAAUUUGUAAUGCAUGUUGGAGGAGUUGCUUGGAUCUAAAGGCAAAAAAGCAAGUUGUUGUUUUUUUUUCUUUUCCUUUCUUUCUUUUAAAUUCAUUCUUGGAGCUUGAGACUAAACCAAAAAAAAAAACAAGGAAGCCCUGACAAACUGCAUUCAAGGGUGGGGGAGUUCUCUGACAUGGUAGCACACUUUAGCUGCUGGAAUAAUGCAAGGGAGUUAAAAUGCUGGUGGAACUUGUCUAUGCUUCAGUGCCUUUACAAUUGUGCCUGCUUCUUGUCCUCAGCUACACACAACGAGUAAAAAUCCUUCCUGACUCAAGAUCGUCCUUCCAAUGGCUGUAUUUAUAAAGAUUUUUGGAGCUUCGCUGAAAUGGUUAUUAUUGUGUAGUACAUCUUACUUGUAUUUUCCACUUUUGUAGUAUUAUCAGUUCUAAUCUUGUCAAAAAGAAAACAAAAAACACAGCCUGACAGCUUCUGAUAAACCAGAUGGGUCUGAUGAGACUUGAUUCCUUUUAGGAAGGCUCUGCUUUCGAGUGGGUUUUUUUUUUAAUCUCUUUUGGAAAGCACUUCAGAUUUUGUUCGAACACGAUGAGCCAAGGUGUUUUUUUUUCUUACAUAGAAAGGCAUGAAGUUGGGGCCCCCAUAAUUCAGUUUCUUUUCAGAUAGAAAGGACCUUUUAACCCAACGUUCACGAGAAGCUGAACAAGCUGUGGACUUCUUCUUUUUUUUUAAGUGCAUUACCUUCGUCUUUUGUAACAUUCCUUUAGUGUAGCAAGGUAGGAAUGCAGCCUGGGUACAAAUUGGAAGGCAAAAAACCACCUUGAUAUAUCUAAAGAGAAACUUUGCUUGUAUGUUCGACCCGCAUAACGGUAUUUUUACUGUUGUAACGAUGUAAAUUACCCAGAAAAUAGACUUGCAAACUUACCAUAAAAGAGGUUCUUGAAAAUGUUUAUUUAUAUUGUCCUUUUUUACUGGAAGAAAUAUGCAUAUUCCAUUGAUAUUGUAUUUGAAAAGUGGUAAAGGAUUCUUGUAUACAGUUUUUGGCUUUACGAAGCCUAUUAAAAGACCGUCUGAAAUGAACUCUGCUCCUGCCAUUGACAUUUCAUUGCACAACACAGUCCUUGAAGACGAUACAGUGUGUGUGUAGAAGAUGCCAGAGGAGAGGAGAGAAGACUAGCGGUAGUGUAAGAGCCAAGCAGACUCAUUGAACUCAGUUGCUAGAGUUGAAGCUUAAACUCGGUCUUGCCAUAUGAAUUAAUGGACGGCUGCCACUGGGCCCAUAGGGGCAAAGCAGCCCCAGCCUUUGGGUGUUGGAAUGCUUGGUGUCAGCUGAGCCCAGCCUUAGCGAGGAGAAGUUGUUUUCCUUCCUAACGCUGAAUUGAAUCCUGCUGUUUCGAAGCCUUAGUGAAGAAUUAGUCCUUUGGUAACUGGGCUUAGUGUUAAUGGUAGGUAAAUUGCCUUACUUAGCUAGCUUUGUCAUUGCCUUACAAGUUCUAAGAAUUCUUUGCUAGCAUAUGGAAACUGCAGUGUCCUUGGAGAGAAAAGAAGUGUUGUGCCUCCAACAGAAACCUCUGAGACGAAAGCUGCUCUCUUGGCUAGUUCAUAUGUGGAAAUAGUCCUGUAAUUCGAGGUAACUCCUUUUGCUCAUGUCCGCAUCCUUCCUCUUGUUGAGAGCUCAUUUUGAAAGCCUUAUUGUACCCGUGACAAAAAAAAAACCACCAUAUAUACCUAAAUAUAUAUAUUCCUAUUUUGGUCAACUGAUGGACAAAUUGGAACCCAUGCCGUAUGCAACCUUUGGCUUGUGGCACAACUUUCAGUUCCACAGAUCAGAGUUGGGCAUGCAGUCAUGUCUUGCUAGUAGGUACGGAAGCAAGAUGGGAAAGCGAAUUCCCUCACUCGAUAUGUGUUCAUCUAUUGAGAAUCUUCCUAGAAACUUCAUUAAGUUGCUCACUUUUAAUUGUAGCUUUUUUGUUUUUUUUUUUUUCUUUUUUUGCCAUCCUACUUGUUGCCAUUAACUUUUUCCCCUAAUAGCCCACACUUUUCCUAAGCAGCCGUAUCCAAAGUGGUUUUUAACUCUCUGCUUAGGGAUACAUUGGCUGGCAUAUCAAAGGCAGCAGCCGGCCCUGGAACUGUUUUCCCACACUGUGCUUCUGUGAUGUGAUGGGUUCAGCGAAUGGCUUGUGAUACCCUCGUAUCUGAUGUCACCUGUGUUGGGGGAGGGAGGGAGGGCUGGAAAUUGAUGCUCUUCCUGUUUGAUGCCAUCAUUAAUGUGUUUCUGCUUUGGCAGGCUGAAGAGGAGGCUGGAUGCUGAGCUUGGAAGCUGACUUGGGCUUUGAGAAGGAGUUUGGUGCUGCUGGGGGGAAGCAGAACCCGGAGCUGUGUUUGCAAACCAGCAAUGAGCUGCUGUGGAGAAGACCCAGAGAAGGAAGGACAGCAUUGAGUUGGAGAUAUGAAGAGCUUUGAGCAGAGUUAUUAUUGAUGUUCAUAAGUCAAUUGUAUGAGCAGGAAACCCUGCUGAGCAUGGAAUAAAACACUGCCAUGUGGCUAAAAGGAA
Molecule: messenger RNA, 3403 nt
Organism: Coturnix japonica (Japanese quail)
Lineage: Eukaryota; Metazoa; Chordata; Aves; Galliformes; Phasianidae
Source: RefSeq, a predicted model, not a curated record